GACACUUCGUUCCGUUGCCUUAGAAACUAAACUAACUAUCGAUAACCGUUUUUAAUUUCUCAGAAAACUAUUCCGGGAUCGAUUAGUUUCAACUUUUUCGUUUCUUUUUGACUUUUUAAAUCACCUUUACUGAGGGAACGUUGUCUUGAAAACUUGUCCAAUGAGUAAUUUAUACGAAAACAUCGACGGUCAAGAAGAACUGGACUUUCCAUUACUUUUCCUGUACAACCAACCUGACUUACCUCCAGAUGACCAAGUUGAUGACGCUGGCAUCCCCUCCAGCCAUGGUACCAAUCAAACUUCUCUGUACGAUGAGGAGUCUGCGUGCCAGCUUUCCCACCAUCUCCCUACCGAUGACCUUCUCACCUAUGGGCAAUCUGAUUAUAGACACCCCUCCAUGCUUGCCAGCCACCCUGGAGCGCUCCAAGGCAACGGCCCGAGAAUUGAGAUCACCUGCCCUGACCUGUACCAGCAUGACCAUGUCCACACCAACCCUGUGAACAUAAGUCAGCCCAUGCUUGACAUCCCUUACAGGGAGAGCCAAUGCCUCAGUCCGGCUAGUAGCACAUCGUCUACUAGCUGGCAUUCAGAUGGCUAUUCUCCUGGAACAUACUCCCCCUGCAUCUCUCCCGGUGUUGGUGAAGGAACGCUAGCCGGAUUGACCGAAGCCGUCCUUUGCCCGAUGAUGCAGGCCAUCCAAGCUUCUGGUUCUCCCAAUACGUCCCCUCGCACCAGCAUCACAGAAGACACCGUCCUGGACCGCCGUCCCACCUCUCCACGUUCUCGCUCGGCUUCUCCGCAGGGGAAGCGCACUUAUGCCGAAUACGAGACACAGAGAUCUCAAAGCCCCCGUUUUGGCCGGGACGAGCCCGCCGAGUUCUAUCCACUGGCAAACUUGGAGGAUUCCAUGAACAGCCUCAGCCACAGCUUGACUAAACCAAUCCCUACUAAGAUUGUCCGACCUAAUCUAGAGUAUUCUGUCUACACGGAAAGCCAUGUGGGCAUGUUCCCACCUAUGCCGGAAGUGAAAAAAGAAUUCACUGUGGAACCGUGCUAUUUCAUGCCUGCCAACUGGUCCAGUCAGGCUCUCACAGGGGUUUGUAGUAUGCCAGUGGCUGCCUUGCCUGCGCCUGAAUGGCCUCUUCCCAGCAGCACUGAGCAGUAUGAGCUCAGGAUAGAGGUUCAACCCAGACAACACCACCGGGCCCACUACGAGACAGAGGGCAGCCGAGGGGCCAUCAAAGCAUCUACUGGAGGCCAUCCUGUCGUUCAGUUGCGAGGGUACACCGGGUCUGAGCCGCUGGCUCUACAGGUCUUCAUCGGCACGGCUGACGACAGGAACCUCAGACCUCACGCCUUCUACCAGGUCCACCGCAUCACCGGCAAGACCGUCUCUACCAACAGUCAGGAACGAAUGCUGAACGGAACCAAGGUCCUAGAGGUGCCACUGGAACCCAAGGAGAACAUGAGAGCUGUAGUUGACUGCGCUGGUAUCCUGAAACUGAGAAAUGCCGACAUUGAGCUGAAGAAAGGAGAGACAGAUGUGGGACGGAAAAACACACGAGUGAGAUUGGUCUUCCGUGUCCACGUUCCUCAACCCAGCGGCCAGUGGAUCUCUCUCCAAGUGGCUUCGCAGACUAUUGAAUGCUCUCAAAGGUCUGCUCACGAGCAGCCAGUGGUAGAUCACCAUGACUUGGACCACUGUUUGGUUCUGGGUGGACCGCAGAUGAUCCUUAGGGGCCAAAACUUCACAUCAGAGUCCAAAGUCAUCUUCUUUGAGAAAACGCAUGUUGACUUACAGUUAUGGGAGGCUGAGGCGAAAGUUUACAGAGACAAAUGCACAUCUAACCUGCUGUUUUUGGAAAUCCCUCCAUAUCGAGACCCCAACAUCUACCACCCAGUCAAAGUCAAAUUUCACGUACUGAAUGGGAAGAAGAGAUGCAGCCAGCCUCAAAACUUCACCUACACGCCCCUCUCAGUGCCACAGAUUAAAGCAGAGCCGGUUGAAGAAUACCAAUACGCACAGUUAGGCUGUAUUGGGCGUCCUAUUAUGGGCAUCUCUCCUCCCUCUUACCAUCUUGCAGACGGUUGCAUGAUGCCGGGUGGCCCGUCAUACCAGCGAGCUCACUGCAUGUACCCUGCUGCCCCACAACACACACCCAUGCACAGCUUCCAAACGGCCGCCUCUAUAUUAAUCAGAUUCCAAAAACAUGCUUCGUGCGUGGCGGCCUCACACAGCGCCACCUCUGUGUCUACAUUUGUGCCAAACACCUACCAGCACACCAUAGCAGGUAACAGCAUCCAAACGACCGCCUCUCUGUUUCCCACCCUCGAUGUCUCAGAGCUCUGCUCCGCUGCGGCCCAUCAGAAGGCGUAUGGCUCGAGGGCGUCCCCAACCACAGGGAGAUCCCCUCCGGCCCGUAUCCAUCAGCAGACAUACCUGCCAUUGCAGCACCAGAGAAACGUCAGUCCUGUGAGAGUCACCAUCAAGCAGGAGAACCUGGAUCAGGCCUAUCUGGAUGAUGUGAAUGCUGUUAUAAGAAAGGACCUCGUUCAUAAAAAUAAUCUCUGAUGUGAAUUGUGGAAGAGAAAUCAUCACCCUCUCAAGAUACAGCAUCACAGAUGAAGACAUCUUGGCAUUGAGAUCUAUUUAAAUUGCUGGUUUUUCAUAUCUAUGAUUUGUACACAAAAAUUUGACCAGUAAGAUCAUGUUAGAUGUAAUAUUA
Messenger RNA from Sinocyclocheilus rhinocerous, 2726 nucleotides. Its product is annotated as nuclear factor of activated T-cells, cytoplasmic 2-like. Gene Ontology annotation, molecular function: DNA-binding transcription factor activity, RNA polymerase II-specific; RNA polymerase II cis-regulatory region sequence-specific DNA binding; transcription factor binding. The coding region runs from base 161 to 2572 and encodes 803 amino acids. Gene Ontology annotation, biological process: regulation of transcription by RNA polymerase II; cytokine production; calcineurin-NFAT signaling cascade. Gene Ontology annotation, cellular component: transcription regulator complex. The record is from RefSeq and is a predicted model, not a curated record. Lineage: Eukaryota; Metazoa; Chordata; Actinopteri; Cypriniformes; Cyprinidae. The transcript has 12 exons.